AGGAAAUGUAGUUUUUGCCAUUUUGUUCUUCUUUACCAAGGAGGACUCGUAGUUCCGUCAUGAGUUCGCUCAAGUUACAGAAGAGGCUCGCAGCCUCUGUUAUGCGAUGCGGUCGGAAAAAGGUGUGGUUGGAUCCUAAUGAAAUCAAUGAAAUUGCAAAUACAAAUUCCCGUCAAAGUAUUAGGAAGCUGAUCAAAGAUGGUCUCAUCAUUAAGAAGCCUGUGGCUGUGCAUUCCAGAGCACGUGUUCGUAAAAACACUGAAGCUAGACGUAAAGGACGUCAUUGUGGCUUCGGUAAGAGGAAGGGUACAGCAAAUGCUCGUACACCGCAGAAGGAUUUAUGGAUUCAAAGAAUGCGAGUUCUUCGUAGACUCUUGAAGAAGUAUCGUGAGACAAAGAAAAUUGACAGACAUCUGUACCAUUCGUUGUACAUGAAGGCCAAGGGUAACGUGUUCAAGAACAAGAGAGUUCUAAUGGAAUUCAUUCACAAGAAAAAGGCUGAGAAGGCAAGAGCAGAAAUGCUUUCAGACCAAGCUGAAGCGCGUCGUACUAAGGUAAGGGAAGCACGUAAACGCAGAGCAGAACGUAUCGCUACGAAGAAACAAGAAUUAUUGCAGUCCUAUCAGCGUGAGGACGAAGCAGCGGCAGCGCAGAAGAAGUGAUCUAAGAAUCGUACAGACUAUUGUAUAAAUAAAACAUAAAAAGAAAAAAAAAA
Messenger RNA from Nomia melanderi (Alkali bee), 715 nucleotides. It is a transcript of the gene RpL19, whose product is annotated as ribosomal protein L19. Gene Ontology annotation, molecular function: RNA binding; structural constituent of ribosome. Lineage: Eukaryota; Metazoa; Arthropoda; Insecta; Hymenoptera; Halictidae. Gene Ontology annotation, cellular component: ribosome; cytosolic large ribosomal subunit. Gene Ontology annotation, biological process: translation. The record is from RefSeq and is a predicted model, not a curated record.